Messenger RNA from Phyllotreta striolata, 2171 nucleotides. The record is from the annotation of a GenBank genome assembly. NCBI's taxonomy places the organism in Eukaryota, Metazoa, Arthropoda, Insecta, Coleoptera, Chrysomelidae.
GGGUGAAAGAACUUUACAAAUGUUGCUUUUAUUUUAUUUGCACAAACAUAUUCUUGAUAAACAAUAAAGAAAUGAAUAUGCAUUAUAAAAUUAGAUCAUAACAAACAUUAAAUUAUCGUUUUCAGAAAUAAUAUUUACAAACCAAAACAACAAUAAUUUUAUAACCAUGUCCCCUUAAUUUUUUUGGUUGUAAUUAAAUAUUAUAAAUAGCUAGAAAUCCAGCAAGUUGAUGGCUAGUAUUCGUUUAAAACCAUUGAACUCGCUUUUAAAAUAUUGAGGUUGAAGAUAAAAUUAUGGCAAUUGUGAAUGACAUUUUAGUUUUUCUCAGUUUAGUUUUGUUUUUUCGUUGGUGUUACGAUAUUUACAAGAAAAACAGGCAAUUGAGGCAUAUUCCCGGACCACUUCCCAUACCUUUCAUCGGGGUGAAAUUACCACGAAAUAUUUACGAAAUAACACACUUUUUCGAUGGGCUCAUAGAACAAUACGGAAACACCUUUAAAUAUUACCUGGGCAACACUUUAGUGGUUGCAACAUGCGAUGCGGAUUUAAUACAAGCCAUCGUACAGUCUUCGAAACACAUACAAAAAUCCCGUUUGUACGACAUAAGCAGAAUAUGGUUAAAAGACGGAUUAAUUGUAAGCACUGGGGAUAAAUGGAGGCAAAGGAGGAAAUUAUUGAACCCCAGUUUUCACGUUUCCAUCCUGAAAGAAUUUUUCGCAGUUUUCAAAGACAACUCCAACAAAAUCGUGGCCAGUUUGGAGCAAGAAGCAGCCAAAGAAAAACCAAUAGACGUCGGACCAUUCCUUGCAAAAUUCGCAGCAGAUGUAAUCGCAGAAUCUUCAUUCGGUAGUAAACUCGGGAUACAAGAAGGCCACAAUCCCGGCUACCUAGAAUCUUUAGAUAAAGUACUCAAGUUAAUAUCCAUGAGAAACUUCAGUCUUUGGAAAUGGAACGAUAUGCUCUACAAACUCUUUGCCAAGGAAUACUCCGAGCAGUCGAGAUGUAUAGGCAUAGUGGACUCCGUCGCCCAGAAAAUUAUAGAAAAUAAACGCGAAGAUAUCGAUCCGGAUAGCCAAACGAGAAUGAACACCAAAAAAAGGUCGGUGCUGAUCGAAGCUUUGAUGGAACACCCCGACAUCACCAACGAGGACGUGCACGAGGAAGUCAAUAAUUUCAUGUUCGCCGGAUAUGAUACCACGUCUACUUCGUUGUCAUUCCUGCUAUACGAACUCAGCCGACACCAGGAUAUCCAAGAGAAAUUAUACCAAGAAAUUAUGUUUCACAUCGAUGGGGAUAUCGGUAACCUAGAUGUCGAAAGGUUGCAAAAAAUGAAUUACUUGGAUCUGGUUUUGAAGGAAUCCUUGAGGCACAGAACGACGGUUAGUGCGAUAGAACGUCUAAUAACGGAGGAUGCUAAAUUUGGCGAUACAGUUUAUCCAAGCGGUACAGUUUUCGUAAUAUUGUUGCAUUGGCUGCACAAUAACCCCGCAUAUUACGACCAUCCGGAAAAAUUCGAUCCCGAAAGGUUCAACGUUGAAAACUCCUCGAAACGACAUCGGUUCGCAUACAUACCGUUUUCAGCAGGUCCCAGAAAUUGCAUAGGUCAAAAAUACGCCAUUUUAGAAGUAAAAACCGUCAUAGCGAAAAUCCUCUUCGAAUUUCAAAUAUUACCAGUCGAAGGCAGCGAACUUGAGGUGGUUAGCACAGGCAUAUCCAAAUCGAACAAUGGUUAUCCCAUAAAAUUACAAAGAAGACAAUAAAAGCAUUCAGUUUAUGUAUAGUAUUCGGUGCGUAGUUGUACACGGAAAAAAAUAAAUUGAUAAUUAAUACAAAUCUGGGUUUGUUACAGCGUUUCACUACAAACUACUAAAAAAAAUUGUUUCCGUUACUGAACUACCGUAACUAUGACAAACCCUGGUUAGAACUGUAACAAAGUGUACAUCCAUACAUUAACGGAACUAACGGAUACUUUUGUAAUAAAAACUAUAGAUGAAAUUUGUACUCAAACUCCAAUAGAGAAUACUUCAUCUCCAUUAGACAACAUUAAAGCUUUACUGAAUGAUUCUGUAAAGGGAAAAUACAUUUUAGCCUACUACAAUAAAGUCGGUCAUGCUGUAAAAAACUGAUCAUUUUAUCCUUUGAUUAUCAUUACCAUGCUUUUACUGUAGAGG